This is a messenger RNA of Linum trigynum, 882 nucleotides long. NCBI's taxonomy places the organism in Eukaryota, Viridiplantae, Streptophyta, Magnoliopsida, Malpighiales, Linaceae. The record is from the annotation of a GenBank genome assembly.
AUGCAUAGAUUUAAGACUUGUGCCCAUGAGGAGAAGUUGGAGACCAAGAAACUGGUGUGUUUAGAUGUGGAGACUAGAUGGAAUUCCACUUUCUUGAUGUUGGAGUCCGCUUUGGUAUUUAAAAGGGCAUUUGAGAGGUUAGAGGAAGAAGAUGAUAAGUAUAAAGUUGAGCUAGAGAAAUUGAAAGGGACACCAAAUGAGUUGGAUUGGCAUUAUGUGGAGUCUCUAGUUCAUUUUCUGAAGAUUUUCUAUGAUGCUACACUGAAAGUUUCGGGUUCUUUGUAUGUCACAAGUAAUGAUCUCUUUCAUGUCAUAUAUGGAAUUGCUUGUAAGCUUACAAAGGAAACUUCAUCAAAAAUUGAGAGUCAUAAAUCCAUGGCAAGAAGAAUGAAAGCUAAGCAUGAUAAGUAUUGGGGCUCCUUUGAUAACAUCAACCCUUUGCUGUUUAUUGCUGUGGUUCUUGACCCGAGGUACAAGUUGGAGUAUGUUUGUUUUGUGCUUGAUGAGGUUUAUGGGAUAGAACAUGGGGGAAUUUGGACUAAAGAUGAGUUGUUUGAGAGUGUGAAGGGAUUUUUGGAGGUUAUGUUUAAUGACUAUUCGGAAAUGAGAGGGGUUACUUGUGAAAGCUCAUCAAGAAGUGUGGGGAGUGCAACACCAAAUGAGAAUGAUGGAUCUGAAAGUGUGGAAGAUUAUUUGAAGAAAAAAUUCAACAGAAAGAGAAUGGAAGAUAGGGUGGGAGAAACUACACUUUCGGAGCUUGGUAGUACUCUUCCAAUCGACAUGGAAGAGAAUUUUGAAGAAAUCGAAGAACUUGAACAAGAGUUGAAAGAGUCUUGCUUGGAUGAUUGCACUAUCAUGAGUGAUUUAGUUGAUGAUGAUUGA